GCCUCUGUGCGUGCGGAGGUGCAGAAAGUCCUUGAGAGCUCGCAGGAGCUGUGCACGAAAACGGCCAAGAUCAUGUCGAUCUUGCAGAGCGCCGGCCUGGCGUACAAGCGAAGGGAGCCUGUGACGGCUAUGCUCGUGCAUCCCAUGAACCGCGGAGGCCUCAUGGUGCACGCGCAUGACGCGCACGCCAACGGCAUCACGAUGCUGGAGGCAGGGUUGCGACGAGAGCUCUUGGAAGCUGGCAGCGUGUGCUUUGAGAUGAGCAGCGACCCGAAGGUGCGCGAGACGCAGUACGAGGCGAACGAGCGCGUAGUCGCUGAAGCCGAGGGCCUUUUAGGGCCUGUGUCGAGAACCGAGCGCUUUUUGAGCGUGGCUGGUUCCCACACGGCCGCCUUCUUGAAGGCGGCCGUGUGUGGCGCUCGCGGAGCGGACGGCAGUAACUUGCGCGCCCUUGUGGCGGGACGCGGGUCCGACGAUCCGGUGAGUGCCUGUGUGCGCGAGGGAUGGGAGUGGCUCAUCAUCUCCUCCGCGGUUGAAGAGAGCUUUCCACAGCUUCCCAGUGUUGUACAGCAGGCGUACAACACUGCGCACGCAGCUGCGAAGAGGUUGAGCGAGAUGGACUUCAUGCGCGCAGUUGCCGCGACCGAAGUCAAGGGGCAGCUACUGCCUAUGACGCGUUGCGCGUUCUUGGCCUGUCAGCUCACGGCGCCGCCGGACAAGGUCAAGGACGGUUUCGCGCGCUUGCUUCUGCCGAGCGACGUCGAGAAGUUGAAAGCGGUGGCGCUCGAGGAGCGAGUGAGUCAGACAGAGGAGUGCCUGGCGCGCGCCUGGCCGCUGUACGUGAGCGCAGCGGCCCUGCAGUCCGAGGUCUCGAAUGCGCCUGUGAAGGCGAUGGGGCGCAUGAUGGUGCGGUCCGUGCUGCUCUUGCUGCAAAAGCAGAAGGCAGGCUGGGAAGAGCAGAAGUUU
Symbiodinium necroappetens is the source of this 966-nucleotide messenger RNA. Lineage: Eukaryota; Dinophyceae; Suessiales; Symbiodiniaceae. The record is from the annotation of a GenBank genome assembly.